AUGGCCUUGGUGCUUUUCCCACGCAUUGCCCUCUGUAUCAAUCAGGACAUCACAACUGUUGCUCAGCGCAGUAACAUACCUGACGACCAGAUGACUUCAAAGCCCCGCCACUGGCCAGAGAAUGUCCAGUUUAUUGACAAAUACCACUAUCACAAGUCCGUACCCCAAACUGUGCGUAGUUUCGUCCAAGGAGACCGUACUCGCCAAACAAAUGCUUCUCGACCACCGGUGGUCAUCCGAGCCAUUGCAUCCCCUUCGCACCCUGCAAACGGGCAGUUUGGCUUGUUUGCAGCCAAAAAAAUCCCCCCUGACACUCAUAUCAUGGAUUACAUCGGAGAAAUACAUUGCGACGAUCGCCCCAACUCUAACUACGACCUGUCUCUCUAUCGAUAUCCGGACGGCCUGAGUGUCGGCAUAGAUGCAAGUGUGGUAGGCAACGAGGCUCGAUUCAUCAACGAUUUUCGCGGAGUCCAGCCCAGGCCAAACGCCGUCUUCACAGAGAAGAGGAAUGGGGAUGGAGAAUUACGCAUGAGCAUAUGGAGUUCAAAGGAUGUAAUAAAACGGGGGGAUGAGGUUCUCGUGUCGUACGGCAAAGCGUGGUGGAGGGCACGAUCUGAUAAUGCGAAUAAUAUGGAGUAA
Pleurotus ostreatus (oyster mushroom) is the source of this 639-nucleotide messenger RNA. RefSeq lists its product as uncharacterized. Bases 1 to 639 code for a protein of 212 amino acids. The transcript has a single exon. Gene Ontology annotation, molecular function: protein binding. The record is from RefSeq and is a predicted model, not a curated record. Lineage: Eukaryota; Fungi; Basidiomycota; Agaricomycetes; Agaricales; Pleurotaceae.